AUGGAUAGAACCUUGGAAUCCCUGAAACACAUCAUUGCCCAAGUCUUGCCUCACAGAGACCCAGAUCUUGUAUUUAAAGACUUGAAUGUUGUGUCAAUGCUACAGGAAUUUUGGGAAAGCAAACAGCAGCAGAAAGCUGUGUUCCCAAGUGAAGGUUUGGUGGUAUAUGAGUCAUUGCCAUCUCCUGGGCCUCCAUUUGUGAGUUACGUCACCCUCCCUGGAGGAAGCUGUUUUGGUAACUUCCAGUGCUGCCUAAGCAGAGCAGAGGCAAGACGGGAUGCAGCCAAAGUGGCCCUGAUCAAUUCCCUCUUCAAUGAACUGCCCUCUCGAAGGAUAACUAAGGAGUUCAUUAUAGAAAGCGUUCAGGAAGCCAUCGCCUCCACCAGCGGCACUAUAAAUGAUGCUGAUGACCCAAGUACCAGCAUAGGAGCCUAUCACUAUAUGCUGGAGUCAAACAUGGGGAAAACUAUGUUGGAAUUUCAGGAGCUGAUGAUUGUUUUCCAGCUACUGCACUGGAAUGGAAGCCUGAAAGCCCUUCGGGAAACCAGGUGUUCCCGACAGCCUUUGGCACUGUUGAUCACCCUCUUCUCUCCAAGUUUUUGCUACGCUGCUCUCUCCUCCUACCCGUCUGACGGCUCCUCCGUGGUCUCCUUUGUUGGAUCUUCAUCUGGGGUGGAUCUUCGUCCAGCUCUGGCUACUCCUCCAGGAUCUCCUGGGUCUGCUUCUCUUCUCACUCUUUGCUAUUUUGCUUGA
Molecule: messenger RNA, 753 nt
Organism: Vombatus ursinus (common wombat)
Lineage: Eukaryota; Metazoa; Chordata; Mammalia; Diprotodontia; Vombatidae
Gene: LIX1
Product: limb and CNS expressed 1
Exons: 6
Coding region: 1-753 (250 amino acids)
Biological process (GO): autophagosome maturation
Cellular component (GO): cytoplasm
Source: RefSeq, a predicted model, not a curated record